GCAUAUCUUUAGAGCGCAGCGACAGCAUCUAUCGCUUGCGCAGCAAGGGAGCUACGCGGCCGAUUGCGUGCAUGAAGCCUAGUCAGAGAGUUCCUGGACUAUUGUUCAGCUGUGUUACUGUUAAAAGCAGCCCGACUGCAGCCCAAAUACGUCACGCAUCUUGCCUUGCAAACAACCCAACCUGAGUGUUGCCAUAAAAUCGUGACCCUCAUCGCGGAGCCUGUAGAGCUAAGGAGUUGGGUUCAACGUACGUAGCAAUAGCAGCUUCAAGUCUUAAAGAGCUUAAGAGAGGCGCCCGCGUCAUCCACCGCAUACGAGCACCGCCUAUACAACCUCGCCGAGACCCUCGCAAUGCUCAGCCGCGCAGCUUUGCGAGCCGCCGCGCUAGCGGAGCGCGUGGUCAGUGGUUCCUUGGCGCAAUCCGCGAGUCAAGCGAUUAGCGGCCUACAAGGAGUCGGCCUAGCAGGGGCGUCGGCCCAGUGGUUGCAACGUGGGCUCGCCCACGCCUGGGCCGGCAGCAGCGCCCCGGUGCUCCGGUUAUUCAGCUCGGCUGCAUCUCCGGAGCUGCAGCAGGAGGCGCAGGGGUUAGUCAUCCAUCCGUCGGCAGCUGCUCGGCUGCGUGAGUUGCAGGCAGAGAAGCCGGGGGAGCCGCUGGUGCUGCGCAUCGAGGUGGAGGGCGGCGGCUGCUCGGGCUUCCAGUACAAGUUCAAACUGGACGGCGCGGUGCAGGAGGGGGACGUGGUGUACGAGACUGAAGGCGGGAGGGUGGCCUGCGACACGAUAUCGUUGGAGUUCCUGCGGGGGGCCACCCUGGAGUUUGAGGACACGCUCAUGCGGGCGGCGUUCACGAUCUCCAAGAACCCCAACGCUGAGGCCUCGUGUGGCUGCGGCAGCUCCUUCGCGGCCAAGAUGAAAUGAUGGGCGCCGCGGACUGGGGCGCCCUGGAGGCGGUGGCACUGGCGCUGCUCCGGCGGGACAGCGGCCAGCAGCGGGUGGGCUGGAGGCGGAGCGAUGGGGCUGGGGAGCUGGCGCCCGCGCUGCGGCUGGAAGUAGCAGCAGCAGCAGCAGCCGCAGCAGGUGCUGGCUGUGAGGCUGUAGCGGGAGGAAGGCAGGCGGUAGGCGAUGCGGUCGCAGAGGAAGACCUCGUGAAGCAAAGGAAGGGUAAGGGUGGCUGCGCAAACGGCUUGUGCAGAUGUGAAAAUGCACCCGGCAUUCUUCAGGACGUGUGGGGGCAACCGGGGGGCUGGCGCGGUGGUGUGCUGCAUCUACUACUGUGUGGGGUGGAGUGCAGGACGCAGCCGCACGUGGCCCGAAGCGUCGGCCCCGACGGAGUGCUUUGCAUGUGCCAUAGAGCUUAUGCUGGUAUUAGGAUCAUCGCUGUUAUGGUUUCGCCUUUAGUGUGGGGACUGCGUUGUUGGCAGGAUGUUUGGCGGUGCGCGGGCACGAGGAUGCUGCCACCAUGCCAUUUCGUGACUAAGCCAUGGAUGACACGCGGUUUGGCCAUGGAACUCAGGGACUGCACUAAUACAAGCAUGCAAGUCAGGCCUGUAAAGCAUCUUGCGG
Molecule: messenger RNA, 1563 nt
Organism: Chlamydomonas reinhardtii
Lineage: Eukaryota; Viridiplantae; Chlorophyta; Chlorophyceae; Chlamydomonadales; Chlamydomonadaceae
Exons: 4
Coding region: 352-918 (188 amino acids)
Biological process (GO): iron-sulfur cluster assembly
Cellular component (GO): mitochondrion
Molecular function (GO): 2 iron, 2 sulfur cluster binding; iron ion binding; 4 iron, 4 sulfur cluster binding
Source: RefSeq, a predicted model, not a curated record